AAAACCGAAAACAGGAAGUAAUCUUUUGACCACGAUUACUUCUUUGGAAACUUUUAUCUACAAAUAAUACCCGACUUUAAAGUCUAUUAUGAGUACAAUUACGCAGGGAAUCGAUUAAAAGAAGCCUGGAGUUAUAUGUAUUUGCUUUUUUACUUUUAAACUUUUAAAUUUAAGGCGACAUGGGUAAUCAGUCCAGUUUGUUUACAUGGUGAAUCAGCUGACAAGCUAACGUUAGCUUUAUACAACCGAGUCAUAUGAGCUGUUAAUGAACCAGCAACACUGUAUUCAUGGAUGAAACACAACGUUACUGAAGAAGCUAACACGUAUAUUCUCAGGUAGAGGUUUGCCUUUAGUUCCACAAAGCAGAUCAAAGUACAACUAUGCGAAGCUAAGACGCUAACAACGUUAGUCGGACUGGUUCAGUCUUUAGUCAUUGCAUUAGUGGCCAGGUUGAAAAGGCCCCUCGGCGCCUUCAUGACAAAAUGCCCUGUUCCUGUGGGGACUGGAGAAGAUGGAUUCGGCCGUUGGUUGUUGUUCUGUAUAUUUUGUUGCUGAUAGUCGUCCUGCCACUGUGCAUCUGGGAACUGCAAAAGUCAGGGGUUGGUACACAUAACAAAGCAUGGUUCAUUGCUGGGAUAUUUGUCUUCAUGACCAUACCCAUAUCAUUAUGGGGCAUCCUUCAGCAUCUGGUGCACUACACUCAGCCAGAGCUCCAGAAACCUAUUAUCAGGAUAUUAUGGAUGGUGCCGAUUUACAGCUUGGACAGUUGGAUUGCCCUGAAAUACCCCAGUAUAGCAAUUUAUGUGGACACUUGCAGAGAGUGCUACGAGGCCUAUGUCAUCUACAACUUCAUGACUUUCUUACUAAACUACCUGGAAAAUCAGUACCCCAGUUUGGUGUUGAUGCUUGAGGUCCAGGAGCAGCAGAAACACCUGCCACCUCUCUGCUGCUGCCCGCCAUGGCCAAUGGGAGAGGUUUUACUAUUGAGAUGUAAACUGGGAGUGUUGCAGUACACUGUUGUAAGACCUGUCACAACAGUGAUAGCUUUAAUCUGUCAGCUGUGUGGAGUGUACGACGAAGGCAAUUUUAGUUCAGCGAAUGCAUGGACCUACCUGGUUAUCUUCAACAAUAUAUCACAGUUGUUUGCCAUGUACUGCCUGGUGCUGUUCUACCGGGCACUUAGAGACGAACUGAGCCCCAUCAAACCAGUGGGCAAAUUCCUAUGUGUUAAAAUGGUGGUGUUUGUCUCUUUUUGGCAAGCUGUGCUCAUUGCCUUGCUGGUGAAAGUUGGUAUUAUCUCAGAGAAACGUACCUGGGACUGGCAAAGUGUGGAGGCUGUAGCCACUGGCUUACAGGACUUCAUCAUAUGUGUGGAGAUGUUUCUAGCAGCUAUUGCCCAUCACUUCAGCUUCACUUACAAACCUUACAUCCGGGAGGCUGAGGAGGUUUCUUGCUUUGACUCCUUUUUGGCAAUGUGGGACAUCUCUGAUGUCAGAGCAGACAUUUCUGAACAAGUUCGUAAUGUUGGGAGGACAGUUAUGGGUCGUCCAAGGAAGUCAUACUUUGGUGAGGCACAAAAUGAUGGUGAGCGAUCCGGCCUUCUCUCUUCAGCAUCUCAAGAUGCCAUCACUGAAGCUGCAUCCAACCAAGUGUCUCCAAAAGGCCAAUAUCAGGGCCUGGGCAGAACUGUAACACCACAUUCUUUGUCGGCACCUGCUGGGCUUAGUUCAGCCAUGUGUGAUGAAGAUUUAGACCACAAAUCUGAAGAAACUCAAGAGGCAGAAAGGACCGACCAAACCAAAGAACCAGCAGAGGCUGAUCUCAUUGUGAUUACCUAGCUUAGGCUGAUGUCACAGGGCUGGUUGGGCUGGUCCCAGUUAGAGCCUUGCCAUGUUCCGUCAGACAUUAUUAAUGCAAACAAAACAAAGUAAUUUAAAAGGCACAUGUACCUAAAUCAAACAGAAGUUUGCCAACUGGUGCAAAAUUAAAGGACUUCUCUGCUGGUGACAGCUCCAAGAAUGUACAGUAACAGAAGCUCAGGUCUAUCAGUGAGGGCUGCAAUCUACUUCUGCACCAGUGCAUGGUGGUUAGUUGUACAACAUGCCUAAAAGCAGACCUUCAUGUAAGUGGAAUGCAUCCCUCAAUAAUAAACAUGUGCUUGCUGUUUUUCAUGUCAGUGUGUGCUGUGAAGGUUAAUAGCCUACCAUUUAUCUCAGUCCAAGCAGUCUUGCGAUAGAUACUAUGCACGUUGAUAUCGCAAUGAUUAUAAAGUUUUGAUUCAUUGCACAGCCUUUGUUCAUUGAAGUUAUAUCACCAAACCAACUAUAAAUAAUUGUUAAAAUGGUUUUUAUGUUGGCUAAGAGAAUUGUGCAGCACAGUAAAUACUAGGAUCCUUUGUAACUAGGACAGCUGUAGCAAAGCAUCUUUGUCCUUAAAAGUGUCCGGUCUUUGCACGGUUGUUUCAUCAAAUGACAGGAAACACAACUUCUUCUGAAAUCUGAGUGAAAUAUUAUCAAAUUAGUUUUCCAAAUUGGAUUUAUUAUUUAAUUUUCAGUCAGCCACAUCCUUAUGUGACUGAUGAGAGGAGUAUGCAAUGUUUAGAAAAUCACAAUUUCCUUCACUUUCUCUACAUCCUGAUUUGACUGCAUCAACUGAGAGAAUUGUAAUUGCAACCCAGCAUUACUAAAAGCACAUAAAAUGCCCUGAUUUUCUUUUUGUCAUGUUCAGAAAAUGUAUUUUUCUUAGGGCAAGGAAGGAAGGAGCCGAGGCAGAUAAAAGUUUUAGGGAUACAAAGUGUCUCAGUGGGUAUGUUAGAUUAGCUUUAAGCUAUGUCGCCAGAAAAAUAUGUCCUAAUGACUGUGUAUUAUCCAUACAAUAUCAAUAUGAAUACUGUGUAUUGUAAUUACUAAGGAUUUGAGUGGACACUUAAGUACAGUUUAAGUAUUGAAGGGGAAAAAAAAGACAAUUCAUCCUUUAAUGUUA
Molecule: messenger RNA, 2982 nt
Organism: Melanotaenia boesemani (Boeseman's rainbowfish)
Lineage: Eukaryota; Metazoa; Chordata; Actinopteri; Atheriniformes; Melanotaeniidae
Gene: tmem184c
Product: transmembrane protein 184C
Exons: 10
Coding region: 483-1838 (451 amino acids)
Biological process (GO): transport
Molecular function (GO): transporter activity
Source: RefSeq, a predicted model, not a curated record